ACUAUAUCGCCAAUCACGGGCGGUUUCCGGAACCUGAGGCUCGGGUAAAAUUCAUGGACGUGCUUCAUGCGGUCGAUCACAUUCACUCGAUGGGUAUCGUGCAUCGGGACAUCAAGGCCGAGAAUUUGCUAUUCGAUGCCCAAAUGCAUAUCAAGCUGACCGAUUUCAGUUUUGGCACACAUUACUCCUCAUCCGCGUCGCAACCGCUUCUAACCACCUGGUGUGGUAGUCCACCGUAUGCGGCCCCGGAGAUUUUCAAAGGCGAACCCUAUGUGGGUACGAAAGCAGACAUUUGGGUGAGUUUCAGUUUCAGUUUGUCCAGUUCGAACGAGUCCAAAUGGGCGGCCAUUUUGUCCCACUGUUCCGCAACAAUGGGAGCACAUCUAAUCGAUCAAAGGAGAAUUCAUCCGCCCCCCGACAUCCUCCCCUCCCUCCCUCAUCAUUUCAUAAACAGUGUCCGAAUUAGCUGGAAAAAAGCAGUUGACCAGGAUGUUUCUUGA
Molecule: messenger RNA, 500 nt
Organism: Echinostoma caproni
Lineage: Eukaryota; Metazoa; Platyhelminthes; Trematoda; Plagiorchiida; Echinostomatidae
Source: the annotation of a GenBank genome assembly